UUCCCCUCACAUCCUCUUCCACUACCACCCUCCCUCCCACCAAAUUCUCUUCAACUUCUAUGCGCUUACUUUUCCUUUUGCCUCUCCUUUUUCCUUCUCCCUCUCUCUCAUGCCCGCGAAUACUAUCCUUUCCCCGCAAACAAAGACAACCUCGAUUUCCUACAAUCCAGACACGAUCUUCACUGUGCCUGACUCGUCGUCGCCAGGGUCAAAGAGCUUCCCGAGCUUCCCCAGCUCCUCUCACCCGCCCCAAUUCGACGACUCCGCAUCCUCCGAUGAUCCAUCCUUCACAGAUCCAUUCCACCAACGUCCUUCUCCUAGUGAUCAGGAAGAAGGUGAUGAUGAUGAUGAUGUUGAAGAAGAUCAUGACACCGAUGGUUCCAACGUCUACUCGAUAGACUCAUACCCUUCCGUCUCUGCAAAGUCCCCGGCAGUGCAGUCAACCGCUGCGGUCCUACGGUCCAACAACACCGAGGACCAUCGCACGCUACGUCGGCCGGUGGCAUCCUCACAGGAGAAUGUUCAAUCGAGGAGACCAACGGGCUCUUCGCUGUCACUCGCCUCGUACGGAGGUAUGCAUCUCCCCGACGGCAGUACAGCCGAGGCCUCUCGGACCUCCCUGCGGUCACCGGGACGUCUCGAGCUAGGGGCGCCCUCAUCCGUCGAUUCUCGUUCACGGCCGCUUGCCAGCCGUUCUGGGAAUAGAGACCGCAUGCCGCCGCCUCCGCCGCCAAAGAAUCACCACGGACGGCUCAUCAGUGCCGGCUCGGGCGCGACAUCCUCUCAUUCCCAAACCACUCCCCGUCAAGCCUCCAACCGAUUCUCCUUCCAUGGUACUCCCUCGGAGCCAUCGUACUCACCUCGGCCAGCACAACCAGUGACCGACUACUUUUCUGGCGUGGAGACGAGUCAAUCCGCACAGUCACCGCCGGCCGACACUCUCCGUCGGAGCCAGUCGCAGCACAAGCGGCCUCCGACCCCUCCCCUGAGCCGGCGACACAGUCAGAUGCGACGGUCCAAUACCGCAUCCGCCAAAGUGAACCCCGUCCGACGCUCCAUUGCAACAGAAGCGGACCCUGCAGCAGCAGCCCCCUCAGGGGCCAUUCCGCCUCCCAGCUUGAGCUCGUGGUCCUUGCAUGCGCCGCGAACGCGAAACGCUCGCUUAGGCAGCACGCAAUCGGACGACUCGGCACCUUCCUCGUCUUCCUCCAAGCGACUUUCACUACAGAUUGACACCUCUACCCCAUGGAACCCGGGUGAGCCCGGGCGAGCAGCUUCACCCAGUCCGUCAAUCAAGCGCGCGUCAGUCCCGAACCCUCCGCCUCCGCCACCACGGCGGUCGCGCGGAUCUAGCAAUCACAGUCCGGACAGUUCGCGCCUCAGCCUCCGAUCCGGAAAAGCUGCGGUUACUGCCGAAGGAGAUGACUACGUCCCGCAUCCCUCGAAUGCGAAUGAUAUUUUAGCGGAUCUCACCCGGUUACAAAAGGAGGUGGAUGACCUUCGCGGUCAUUACGAGAGUCGCAAGGCAAGCCACUAGGGCCGCUAGCCUGGUUGAGGUCUCGAUUCGAAUAUACCAUUUCCUAGUCGGUAUGUCGAGGAGUAUAAAUGGUGUGCAAUGAAAUGCCAAUGAGUGACGAAGCAUAGCGCUUGUCUUUUCAAUUUUCUUUCUUUUUUGGGGGGGUGGGGGGAGGCAUUGCUCAGGUC
Aspergillus saccharolyticus JOP 1030-1 is the source of this 1704-nucleotide messenger RNA. RefSeq lists its product as uncharacterized. Bases 110 to 1537 code for a protein of 475 amino acids. The record is from RefSeq and is a predicted model, not a curated record. The transcript has 3 exons. NCBI's taxonomy places the organism in Eukaryota, Fungi, Ascomycota, Eurotiomycetes, Eurotiales, Aspergillaceae.